CUCAACGGUAGUUCUUAACACUACGGAUGCAAUAUACUUUCGGCCGCACGUAUUUUUUCGCGGCGCUGUUCCGUCCCGGAUGCAGGAAGACCGUUUUCGUCUCUGCCCUUAACUUUCCCCAUUCAUUCUCAACGGUAGUUCUUAACGUUGCGGGUGUAAUAUAGUUCAGGCCACACGAUGAUGUCGUGGCGCUGUUCCGUCCUGAAUGAAUGAAUCAUCAUCGCCUCUACAGUACUUAACCGCGAAGCUACCUGUACGACCGACAUUGCCUCCCGCGAAUCAUUUCACUCACCUGUCUCAGCACUUACGUUUCGGUGAUCACCAUGCAGAGGCCUGUAAAUUUUUUCCCAGGAAAGAAGGAGGUGUGCUUCAGAAGAGGCCCCUCCGGCCAUUUACGGCAGGACCCGUCUGAUGAGGCUGCAAAGAUCAAACGCAACCCCUCUCUGCAGGACAAGUCCCGACCUUUGAAGGAAGGAGAUGUGAAAGAUAAUGCCUACACUGUGGUCUUUCAGAGGGGAGGGGAUGUGUCUGAUAAGCAGGAGGUGUUGGGAGAGUAUGUGCUACAGUUUGGGAAGUACAAAGGUAAAUCCUUCAGAUGGCUUCUGGAAAAUGAUGUUGGAUAUACCAUAUAUCUUCUGAACAAGGUUGAAGAGGAGGAGAAGGCAGGAACCUUCAGCCCCGAGGGCCACAGCAAGGACAGUCUGCUGUCCUUCAUUGGUUAUGCCAGGAGUUUUAAAGACAUUGAAGACCUCAGACAGUAUCUGUCUUCCAGACGGCCUGCGCCCUCAGUGUCGUCAGAGGGCGACAACCUUGUCGGGUUUGGAGCCCGGGCCAAAAACACCUGGCAGCAGAUCUGGGAUAGUAGGGCUGAUGGCUAUGCGGCUUUCAUCUUAGGCAAGCAGUGCGUUAAAAACAGUCAAAUGUACAAACUGCAGCAAUACCUCCUGAAGCAGCAUUCCCUGCAGGGUACUAAACCAGCCCCGUCAACAGCGCCACCUGCUGUGUUGCCCCGCACCACGCCGAUUACCUCCGAACCCAGCUCCAGUUCCUCAGUGAUGGAGGAGGACGAGGAGCUUGAGAGAGCAAUGCUGAGUCUGUCGCCAUCAAAGUUUCAGGCCCAGCCGAGUUCACCAGUUGAAGUUGUCAGAGCCCAAGCUGUGUCUGUGCCGAGAGUGAGGAGUAGGCCAGAGCCUACUGCUACACUCUCCAGGCCGGCCGACGACUCCCAUGGGACUGCUUCUGCCUCUCCUUCGGCGGCAGGGAAGGUCCCACUGCCAAUUCCUCCUGAGCUGCUGGCGUUGGUUCCAUCCUCUCUGCCAACACCUGGGACAGAACAACAGGAACAGGGUCACAGCAAGCCAGCAGUACGACGCUCACCUCCAUCACCAAAGAGACAAACCGUCACAUCUCCCAGUAUUGGUUCCGUAUCACAGGGUGUGUGGUCCUCUGCCCCUGUCAGAGAUGAGCAGGAAACUGCAUUGGCUGAAGCUCUGGCACACCCUACCACGGCUCAGCAGCACCCAAGACCCCUCACCCACCCUGCACCCUCUCCUCCAGCUCUCUCUGCCCAGCCUGCCCACCCAGCAUCGGCCUACAGCUAUGAUCAGGAUGUUCGCCAAUGGAACUGCUCUCUCCAGCAGCGUAUUUGGAUGAAGACUGAACUGGAAGCUUUGGGGCUCUGGCCAGGGUCCCGACCAGUGCGCCACCUGAUGAACAUGGUGUCCCUGUGGCGUCAUCCACCUCAGCCGGAGUUAAUUGAGACCAGCUCUAAGCUUCCGUCUCCUAAGCACUUUCAGCUCCACCCCUUCUUCAUCUGGAAGCCAGAGCAUGCGAUCAUGGAGAGAGUCAGGAACAACUACAUCCUGCCCUGUCUGUAUGGGUGUGCCUCCCCACAGGUUUUGUCUGCAGGUGUCGGAAGGCCUCGUGUGAUUGUUGGCACCAGUGGCCAGUACUACAUCUUCGCCUCCCGACUUACCUGCAAAGUCUGUAGGCGCUACUGGUUUGCAGACAAACCACAGUGGUUGGAAACACUUCCCAGGAGGUUCACCAACAUCCUCCCGGCCUUCCUCACACACAAGAAGGCCAUCUGCAAGACCGUCAUGGAUGAGCUGAGAAGAACCGGCAAGUCCCCAAACGAUAUGGCCAACCAGGUGACAGAGUUGCUGCACUUAAAAUAUGAGCGUGCCAACCUGGCCUACCUCCUGGCAGUGCAGAACAUUAGGGAUGCGGAAGCAGGGCUCUAUGGGCAGGCUACCAUCACUGGCUAUCGGCAACAAGCGGAUUCUCCUGCACCCUUUGGCCAGUAUGAGGACCAAGAUGGCUGGUAUGGAGUCUCUGUGUCUUCGCACUACCUGACGGACUACCUCCUACAGGAGUUCCAGCGGCAGGAGGCGGCAUUUACCCAGCUCCUCCAGGGAACAUUUGGACAGGUCUUCCGGUCAGACCACACACGCCGAAUGGCUAGGAAGGUUACCAUCUCAUCUGGCACUAUGUCAUCAUAUGCCAUAAUGAAUGAGAACUGGAUGAUCCUGUCCUGGGUGAUGCUGCAGUCAGAGUGUGACAAGUCGCUCGAGCCCAUGUACGAGGGCCUGGCCAACCGCUACAGCGCUGCUGGGGUGGAGAAGGCAAAGUACCAGUGGGUGGACAGAGACUGCUGUGCUCCAUUUCGAGUCGCGGACCCGCAGCCCUUUGAGCACCUUCAGUGGGUUUCCUGGCAGACCACCGAUGCCAUCGUGGUACAGGCCACCUCUGGUAGCCUGAUCAGCACCUGCGCAUCUCGGAGCAAGUUCAACCAGGACAUUGCUAUCAGGCUGGACUUGUUUCACUGCAUGCGCAGGUUCACCAGGGAGUGUGUGUCUGAGCAUCAUCCACUCUAUAGCACAUUCUGCAAGUUCCUGUCUGCGGCAUUCACUGUUGUGGACCAGGGAGACUUGCAGAAGCUGAAAGUGGCCUACAGAUUCUGUGGGAUUGUGCCUGCUGAACCCACCAAGCAGCACAUAAGGGAGCACUGCAGGAUGAAGGUGCCGUGUCCGAGGGAGCUCGUGCAGAGAGUGGAGGGUGUCCUUCGCCAUUUCCAUCUGGCCAAGGACCCUAACGACACCCUGCUGUACAAGCCCUCCAUGCUGAAGAUGUGGAGGAUCCAGCGAGUCCACAUUUUGAGAGGCUGCCUCAGCGACGCAGAGGUAGAGGAUGGGGUCCUGUACAGGUACGGGGGCACUGUGCAGCUCAACCACGUGAAGGGGGAAGGAGCCACUGUGCCAGUCUGGAUCCCCAUCAGGGGCACAUCUCAACAGGAGGGCUUCCACUUUCACCAGGCCCGUUGGGUGACUGGGAACCAGGUCUCCAACGAGCUGUUCCAGGCUCAGGGGUUAGCUGGAGUGGCGCGAUGGAAUUUCCAGAGGCUGGUGGACUUGGAGCUGCCUGAAGUGGUGCUACCGGCAAUGUUUGACCCUGUUUUGGUAUGUGAACUCAACCAGGCUUCUGAGAAGGUGAUGGGGCAGUUUAAAUACCCAGCACUGCACAUCACUGGCAGGGACACAGGAGAGAGGUUUGGACUGCAGUACCUGGAGCCAGGCUGCCGUCCAGUUCCUUUGGACUGGCAGAAGCAUAAAACCCAAAAGACAGUCCUCCCUCCUCCUGUGGAGACACAGCUGCCUUCCACCCAGGCAUUGUCUGCGCCACCUGUGGUACUUCACUUCCCACCCACAGUUGAAGAUAAGAGGGACACAGACACCGCACAGAGCUUUGAGAGCGGUGAGCCGUCCGUUGAACUGGACCCAUCCCUGACAGCACGGACCCUGCCCUCACCACAGUCCUCGCAACAGACAGCCUUUUGCCACCCAAAACUGUCCACAAAACAGGAAGAGGAGAGCAACAUUCUCUCUUUAAUGGACACAGGUCUGCAAAGCACUUCUCCCCUGCCACAAGCUGCCUCUCCCAGAGCUGCGCGCACAGGUCCAGUAAAGACAGGAGGGCUGGUCUAUGUCUUGGACCACAACAGGUGGCCAUCACCCAUGACAGCAGUCAUUGAUGGACUCCUGGCGAAGCACAGGGGAGAGAAGGAUUUCCUGCAGCAGGUGGACAGAGACUAUGCUGCUCUGGUGCAGAGUACCUGCUCUGACCCCAACAGUCUCCUGCACCCCACCACAAGGCAGCAUAUUUCACGGUAUGUGAAGUACUUGGCCAAGAAGACAAAUGCCAGUACCUCCUUGAACACCAGCCCCGAGAAGCUGCAGGAGACCCAGCAGCUGUGGCAGCAUCUGACUGCAGGGAGUCAGACUGUCCCAGUCGUCACCCUGCCUUCAGCCCUUAUAAACCCAGUCACAUCUCAUGGUAGCGACACCCAGGGAGCCCCUGUGACCAAGGCCACAGUGGAAAAGCUGGUGCAAGAGAUCUUGCAGCAACAGCAGGCAGCGAUGCAACCUCAAAAAAAAAAAACGAGGAACUGCCUUGCCUGUGGCCAGCCGAAAUCACGGUACCUGGGUGAUGGCUCCUCCAUCCAUCACUUCUAUCAGAGCGGAGAGGUGAAGUUCUUCUACUGCUCCACCAGGAUGUACCAGACGUAUGCAGGAGAAGGACUCACCAACCCCAGGAUGCCCUUUCUGGAUUUUACUAAGACCCCUUUUUUCCAGAGGGAGCUGGAGGCCUCAAGACAGAGGGGAACAGAGCGGAAGCGUGUGCUGGAGGAGAGGGAAAAGAGGAAAUCUGUGGAAGCACUGCCUUCAGGCCGCCUCUGCAGGUUUUGCCACCAGCCUAUCAAGCAGGGCCCCAAUAGCCCUCAUGUACAUACGUGCUUCCCUGGGGUGGCAGGGAAGUACAUAUACUGCCCUGCUAAGCUGCCCAGGGCUUCUGACAGUAGGGCAGAGGUCACGGGCACCCGGGACAUGGGCCGCCAGUUUGGACCCAAUCCACCACUGAGCGGAUUCAUAGCAGGGCUGAGACUGUAUCAGCUUGGACAUGGGCCGCCAGUUUGGAGCUGA
Molecule: messenger RNA, 4979 nt
Organism: Anguilla anguilla (European eel)
Lineage: Eukaryota; Metazoa; Chordata; Actinopteri; Anguilliformes; Anguillidae
Exons: 13
Coding region: 324-4979 (1551 amino acids)
Source: RefSeq, a predicted model, not a curated record